Messenger RNA from Blepharisma stoltei, 267 nucleotides. The record is from the annotation of a GenBank genome assembly. Lineage: Eukaryota; Ciliophora; Heterotrichea; Heterotrichida; Blepharismidae.
AUGUAUUUUCGAUAUUUGACAGUCUGAACCUUUCUUUCAAAAGAAUCCGCAGAGUUUUUUAUUAGAAUUAAGAAUGCUCUUGACGCAUCAGAAGGAAAAGCAGUCCCAGAAAAUAUAAUUUUGUACGAGAAUGAUAGAAAAAAACCUACAAGAUUAAGUGUGGAAAAUAAAGAGUCAGGAAAUAUGAUUUUUUUUCAAGUUGUUCCAGGGCAGAGCAAAAUUACAAAAGGAAACGUUCUUUAUAAUUGCGAAUCUUUGCAGCAAUAA